GCUUAAUCUCAUAUUCUCCUGCAAGUUCGUUUGUCGCUGAUCCAUUUUUGUGGCUUGUGAUUUCUGGUUGCAAGUUUUCUGAACAUGUAAAGCUGCAGGCUUCUGGAUUGAGGGGAUCAGAUUAAGGCGCUUCCCUCAAUCAGCAAUUUAGCAGCAAGCACACUCUCUAAGGUCCAUUUAACAGUUCCAAAUACCCCAUUAAUCAUUGUGGUAGUUUUACUUAAUCUUGAUGUACCAGCGACUAAGGGGUUGCUUGAAAUAAAAAAUAAUAAGCUUACUUGAAUAACGAUUUUUUAAAAAACUAGUUUCCUUAGUUUUCACUAGCUUGUUCAUGUGGGUGACCUUUUGCUCAAAAAAGUUUUACUAACAUUUGUUUGUUCAGAUGAAAUGAACGGAUUCCUCUUUAGACUCGAGACAAGGGAAUCUAAUUCUUACUUAACUCCGACACUUCAAUUCGGAGUAAAAAGUGGAACUUCUAGAAUUGGUAAAAUCAUCGAUUAAUUUCUGUUGCUACACUACUUCGUGAAAAAAUCAAGAACCUCCUUAGAACGAAAAAAUGAUAAGAACAGAAGACGAUGAGCUUAAUAUCUCUACUAGUUUUCUUGUUGGUUGGUAGCUACUGGACCAUAAGAAGCGAUGAGCUUUUGCCUUCACACCAUUCUGUCAAGGCUUUUUAUUUAGAUUACAUGUGAACACUGGGACAAAACAGCAAUUUAUGUUUUGCUUUCAGACGUGGUUUCAUGAGUUAUAUUCUGUUUGUGUUCCAAGAUUCCGUGAAAACCCUUCUUCACAGCAUAAACAGAGCCCGGUUUCUCAAAGCUAAUGGGGAGGAAAAGUAACAAUUCUUCCAUUGGAAUUUUCUUAUUACUUCUUGACUUAUCAUUUGGCUAUCGAGUCGUUCUCACUAUGCAUAAGAAAACGAAAGCAUAGGAAUGACUCUUGUCCUGUGCUCUGACAUCACCAAACGCGGAAAUGAUGCUUAUAAAAGCAAAAUAUGCACUGCCCAUUUCCAAAACAAUGGGUUUUCUUGCUUCUCUAUGCUUCCUCUACCUCUCUGUUUCCCUCUUCCCAUCCCCCUCUUCUUCUGCCUUACUGUUUCAGGGCUUCAACUGGGAGUCAAGCAGCAAAGGAGGAUGGUACAACUCACUGAAGAACAUAAUUCCUGAUCUUGUAAAUGCUAGAAUCACUCAUGUCUGGCUUCCUCCACCCUCCCAGUCAGUUUCUCCACAAGGAUACUUGCCCGGAAGGCUCUAUGAUUUGGAUGCAUCCAAAUACGGAACCCAGAAUGAACUCAAGUCCUUGAUUGCCGCCCUCCAUGAGAAGGGAAUCAAAGCCAUAGCUGACAUAGUGAUCAACCACAGAACAGCAGAGAAGCAGGACCAGAGAGGAAUUUGGUGCAUUUUUGAAGGGGGAACUCCAGAUAACCGCCUGGAUUGGGGCCCUUCCUUCAUUUGCAGCGAUGACACUGAUUAUUCUGAUGGGAAGGGCAAUCCAGACAGCGGCGAGCCCUAUCCUCCAGCUCCUGACAUCGACCAUCUGAAACCACAAGUUCAGAAGGAGAUAUCAGAAUGGAUGAGAUGGUUGAAGACAGAAAUUGGGUUCGAUGGAUGGAGAUUUGAUUUCGUGAAGGGCUAUGCACCAAGUGUUACCAAGCUCUAUAUGGAUCAAACUUCACCAGAUUUUGCAGUGGGUGAGAAAUGGGAUUCACUUUCUGAUGGACCGGACGGGAAGCUUAACCAAAACCAGGAUGCUCAUCGCGAUUCACUGGCGAAUUGGGUUAAGGCUUCGGGCGAUGCCGUUACAGCGUUUGAUUUCACAACCAAAGGGAUUCUUCAAGCCGCAGUUCAGGGGGAGUUAUGGAGGCUGAAGGAUUCCAACGGGAAGCCGCCGGGAUUCAUCGGAAUCAAGCCGGAAAGCGCCGUGACUUUCGUCGAUAACCACGACACCGGUUCUACUCAGAAACUCUGGCCGUUCCCUUCCGAUAAAGUGAUUCAGGGUUACGCCUAUAUUCUCACUCAUCCUGGCACGCCCGCCAUUUUCUACGACCAUUUCGUCGAGUGGGGAUUGAAGGAGGAGAUAAUCAGAUUGUCUGAAAUUAGAGCGAGGAAUCGGAUUGGGAAAACGAGCGCGGUGAAUAUUUUGGCUUCUGACGCCGAUCUGUACGUUGCUGGUGUUGAUGGAAAGAUUAUAAUGAAGAUCGGGGCGAACACCAAUCUUGGAAAUCUGAUUCCGUCGGAAUUUCAGCUUGCCACUUCUGGAAUGGAAUAUGCUGUAUGGGAGAAAAGGUGAGUUCAUGAAGGGGUUUCCUUGGAAGUCCGCCAUUGAUGGAAUAAUUCAUCUUCGAGAUCCAUUUUAGGGAAAGUUUCCUAUAUUAUAUAUAUGAAAAUAUCAGUAAAAGAUGUAAUUUCAAUAAUUGACAUUGAUAAAGUUCGUCUCUCUCUUUCCAGUAAUAUAGAUAAACAAAUAAUAAAGUUCUGCGAAUUAGUAAUAA
This is a messenger RNA of Momordica charantia (bitter melon), 2491 nucleotides long. RefSeq names its product alpha-amylase-like protein (gene AMY1). Gene Ontology annotation, biological process: carbohydrate metabolic process. Lineage: Eukaryota; Viridiplantae; Streptophyta; Magnoliopsida; Cucurbitales; Cucurbitaceae. The record is from RefSeq and is a predicted model, not a curated record. Gene Ontology annotation, molecular function: alpha-amylase activity; calcium ion binding.